CAUUUGCCUUACACCUUGCAUUUCCUCAAAUGUAGUGUUUCUCACUGGACAACCCAUAGUUGAUUGCAUGUGUGCAUGGCAACAGUGUCAUUUUAAGGGGGGAAAAACUAAUCCCUUACAGUGCCAGCUAAGGUAGACAUCUUCAAGUGCACUACUGGCUUUGAUUCUGGAAUGGGGUGCUUUCUGUGUGGAGUUUGCAUGUGUUUUGUCCAGGUGUUCUGGGUUGCACCCAGUUUUUAAAGACCAGUUGGCUAGGUUAAUGGCAGCCUAUGAUUAGUCCAGCGUGUGUGUUUGCCCUGUGCCAGACUGCUGUCCAGUCAAGGAUGUAGUCCUGCCUUUACACCUUUUGUCUGACGGUUAAGGCUUUGGCAGAUUUUUUACAUUGCUGCAUAGAAUGUUAUAAUGGAAUUGUUGAUGUAACAUUAGUUCCCCUUGUAAAUACCAUUUAAAAAUAGAAAAACGUUUCUUACAUUUUCGUUUUAGUUUGUAAGAUACAUAUUUCAUCAUCAGUUUUGAUAUGAAUGGUUAGCUGUAAUGUUUAAGUACACAGUCACUGUACACUGUGCUGUUCUUUUCCUGACUAAAUUCUGAAUGUUUAGGUGCUGAUACAAUGGAUGUGGUAUAGGAGAAAAAUCUUUAUCAACGAAAUCGUAUAGUUUGCUCUGCAAGCCCGGGUAUCACUGACUUGAGCCAUCCGAUUGUAGUAACCCUGCGGUUAUGUAUUAAGAUGUGCAAAGUCUAGAUUAUAUUUUGCAUUUGCUAGAUGCAGAAAUCAACACUUUUUCCUGAGUUAAUUUAGCGUUCAGCCUCAAACCUUGGCCGGUCCGCUAUCUGUUUUGCUCCAGUUUUGGCAAGAAACGCUGUCACAGUCCUCCACAUCAAGAAGUCUCUCACACAGAAAAAUAAUUGGUCCAGUUCCUGCUGAGAAGAUGAAAUUCGCUGGGGAAUAUUUUUUUUUUCCUCAGGAAAACUCAACUACCUAUUCGCCGUUCACCGGAUUGUAAUUCUUUGUUAAAAAUGUUUUUUCUUGAUUUCUAAGCGAAAUGUUCCGAGUAUAGCGAGAGUGAAUAUUAUUGACCACAAGCUUUAUUCUUGUCUUUUUCUUACCAUAUAAAACGGCCCUUUUAAAUUAUUUGAGUGCUUGUGGAUCUAAUUAAUGUAUUACAUGUGUACUCUUCAUAAACUUUCAUCUGAAACUUGAUUUCAGAUGUUUGUAAUGUAUAGGCCUGCUUCGUAGACAGUUUCAAAAAUCAAAAUUUUGUUGUUUUAAGAUUCAGCGUCUGCGGAAAUUGAUUUUUAAAAUACAUAUAUGUCAUUAUACGAAUUCUGGCAAAGAAGGAGGUACUUCAACAUCGAACGGAAUGCUCUAACGCAUUAAAGUUGUAUUGCUUCACCACGGUCGGCUUAACAGUCUGUAACUAUACUAGGCUAACUGCGACCUUCAUACUGUAUAUACACACGCAUAUAUAUAGACAGAGAGCGAAUUUAAUUAUAUAAUGUCAAAAAAUACCUUGGAAGCCAAGAGGUAUUUAACGCUUUUCAUUUGGUGAAUGCAUUUUCUAUUAGGUGACUUCUGCGUUUUGAUUCAUAUCGAGUCCUAAGUACCAACAUAAAAUAUUCAUUUGCUACGGGACCGGUAAACACAUCUUUAAAGGUACUGAAUCAUUUCACGCUAUAUCACCAACAUUUUAAGGCAUGAAGUGUGCUGUCAUCUUCUGUAUUUUAAUAAUAAAUUGUUUCACUCAUAAACAUACUUUGCUACUCUUGCUACGUUAAUGGGUAAAUAUUGUUCCCAUUUCCCUCUAUAAUGUGUCACCUAUAAAUUGUUUUUUUUUUAACAGAUUAAAUGCACUAGAAAAAAUGGUUCGCUUUUGCUCUUGGGGAAACCGGUGCGCUAUCUACCAUUUUCAAAUAAUUAAAAAUUCUAGUAAAAUAAACUGAAAAAUAUGUAUUUCAUGCACAUUUAUGUAAAGGCUUUAUGUGUUCAUUUAUGUUUAUAUUUCAUUUAUUGCGUGGGUGGUAAUAUCACAAAUGGAUAAAUAGCACAAGCCUAAUUUAAAAUACUUUGAAAUAUUUGGGUCCACUUUCUAAGAUCGAAUUGUCCAAAACAAAGAACUAUCUUUGAUAGUCACAGAGAGACCCCGUAUCGCGUCUGUGUGCAUCUCUCGCUAUUUGCUAUCUUUGCGAUUAGGACCCAGAUGAUUAUCGUAAUUAAUGUCUGUCUAAUUAAAUUACUGUCAGCAACGAACCAAUAGCAAAAGUCGUUUCAUUAGCAUUGCUGGCAGAAGGAUCAAAAGCAACCUUGUCUGAUUACAGCAUAGUGUCAAUUGGCUAAUCGGCUGUCUAACAAAAACUAGAUCAAACCACGGGAAGGCGUUUUCUUUCAAACUAGAUUUUUGGGGCGUUAAGUUAACCGAGGAGAGGUUUCACAAAGGUUGCGUGAAUCGCUUUUGUUUAAAGAGCUAUGCAGCUGGAGCAUUGCCUCUCACCAUCUAUCAUGCUCUCCAAGAAAUUUCUAAAUGUGAGCAGUAGUUACCCAAACUCAGGCGGAUCUGAGCUUGCCUUGCAGGACCAUCCUAUUAUAUCCUCCACUGACAACCUGGAGAGAAGUUCACCUCUGAAAAAAAUUUCCAGGGGGAUGACGAAUCAGUCAGAGGCAGACAAUUUUCCUGACUCCAAGGACGCACCGGGGGACGUCCAGAGAAGCAAACUAUCUCCUGUUCUGGACGGGGUCUCUGAAAUUCGUCAUAAUUUCGAUGGAUCUGCGGCAGAAAGGUAUCUGCUGUCUCAAUCUAGCCAACCCCAGCCUGCCUCCGCUGCACCUAGUGCAAUGUUCCCUUACCCAAGUCAGCAUGGACCAACGCAUCCAGCUUUCUCUAUUGGAAGUCCGAGCCGAUACAUGGCUCAUCACCCAGUGAUUACCAAUGGAGCAUACAACAGCCUUCUGUCUAACACCUCUCCGCAAGGCUACCCAACUGCUGGAUACCCUUACGCCCAGCAGUAUGGCCAUUCCUACCAAGGAGGACCGUUCUACCAGUUUUCUUCUGCACAGCCUGGGCUAGUUCCUGGUAAAGCCCAGGUCUAUUUGUGCAACAGGGCACUGUGGCUCAAGUUCCACAGGCAUCAAACCGAGAUGAUUAUAACCAAGCAAGGAAGACGGAUGUUUCCAUUUUUGAGUUUUAAUAUUUCUGGACUUGACCCGACGGCGCAUUAUAAUAUAUUCGUGGACGUGAUUUUGGCCGACCCCAACCAUUGGAGAUUCCAAGGAGGAAAAUGGGUUCCGUGUGGCAAAGCGGACACAAAUGUGCAAGGAAACCGGGUUUAUAUGCAUCCAGAUUCUCCUAACACGGGAGCUCACUGGAUGCGGCAGGAAAUUUCCUUCGGGAAACUAAAGUUAACAAAUAAUAAAGGAGCCUCUAACAACACGGGUCAGAUGGUGGUUUUGCAGUCGCUACACAAAUACCAGCCUAGACUGCACGUAGUGGAAGUGAAUGAGGAUGGAACAGAGGACACCAGCCAGCCGGGAAGAGUGCAGACCUUCACUUUCCCGGAGACACAAUUCAUCGCUGUAACGGCUUAUCAGAACACCGAUAUUACGCAACUGAAAAUCGACCACAAUCCGUUUGCAAAAGGAUUUCGGGACAACUACGACACGAUCUACACGGGCUGCGACAUAGACCGUUUGACACCGUCGCCAAGUGACUCUCCUCGCUCCCAGAUAGUGCCGGGUGCUAGAUACGCCAUGGCGGGCUCUUUCCUGCAGGACCAAUUUGUCAGCAGUUAUGCCAAAUCCCGCUUCCACCCUGGCGCUGGGACUGGUCCAGGCACGGACCGCAGCGUCCCACACAGCAACAGCUUGCUAUCCCCGCAGCAAGCAGAGGAGACCGCAGCGGCUUCCCCGCAGAGAUGGUUUGUCACCCCUGCCAACAACCGACUGGACUUUGCCGCCUCGGCAUACGACGCUGCCGCCGCCGCUGAUUUUGCUGGCAACGCAGCUACUCUUCUGUCUUACGCAGCUGCCGGAGUUAAGGCUCUACCGCUGCCGACGGCGGGCUGCUCAGGUAGACCCCUGGGUUAUUACACAGACCCCUCGGGCUGGGGGGCGCGCACUCCACCGCAGUACUGCAGUAAAUCGAGCUCCGUGCUUUCCUGCUGGCCCACCAACAGCACAGGCAGCAGGACUGGCGCCUCAAACUCAUAUCUCGGGGAAGAAGGGGACAGCCUUGCAACAGAACGCUCUCCGCUAGGGGGGUCCGAAGACACCAAACCCAAAGACCUGUCGGAAUCAAGCUGGAUAGAGACUCCUUCUUCCAUUAAGUCCAUCGACUCCAGCGAUUCGGGGAUUUUUGAGCAGGCAAAACGGAGGCGGAUUUCACCUUCUGCCACGCCGGUUUCUGAAACUGCCUCCCCACUGAAAAGCGAGGUGUUAACGCCAAGGGAAUGUGAGAAGAACUGUGCAAAGGACAUUGGUUACUAUAGUUUCUACUCGCAUAGCUAGAAGCUGAAACAGGAGGGAAAAAACUGUUAAGAAUAGCAGUACUGGCUGAAACAAAUCAGGAAACAUCAAAACCUUGCUAAGUGUGAAUUGUGAAACCUACAAGCUUGAUUUUUUAUUUUACGUUUCCUGGGACCAUAUUUAUCAAGCUGUAUAGUUAUAAUUAGCAUUUUACUAACAAAAUAAGGCCUGGUAUAGCAUUAGACCGAAGUGUUUGGCUGUAGAAACGUUGCUGGAUCUGGAGUUGCCCAAUUGUCACGCAGUUAACACUGUUUUGAAGUCACAGGACCAUGUGACAACACCGAAACUUGAUACAUCGUCUUAAUGCAGUAGAUUUCAUAUUUUGAAUUGUAUCCAAUACAGUGCCAAAUAGGAAUGUUUUAUAGAAAAUGCCAAAAUACUGCUGACCUGCAAGUGUUUCCCAGUCGAGCUCUUUUUUAAAAAUGUGUAUGUCAUUGUAAUUAUGAGAAGAAAUGUACAGACAUAUGUAGCUGUUAGUGAUAUUGUAUCGUGUGGAAGUAUGUACAUUUUACUGUAUUGCAUUUUGAUAUUUCAAAAUGAGCAUUAUAAAGACUAAUUGCUACUCAGCAAUUGUCUAUGGUCACAAGAGUGAUGUGUAUUGGUUUUCCUGUUAAAUGAACUGUACAAGGUCGUAAGAGUAUUUAGACUUCCUAGUAGCAAACCGCAUUUUUAAAGUCUAUUUAUGCCCUAAUUUAAUAGGCUCAUUUUCUUUUUAAAACGUUAAAUGUUUGUUAGAUUAUUAGGGUGGGGGAAGGUAGUGUGUAAUUAUAAGCGAUAUUUCACAGUUGUUCUUGGUUGUACAAUAAUUUGACAAUACCUUGAACUUGUCUUCAAAUUUUAUUAACUCAUCAAGUCUGUGAAGUAUACAUUUUGUACUUCCCAAUAUUUACUUUGUGUACAUGUUUGUUUAUUGGUAAACUGUUGUAUAUGUUGUUAUGGUGAAAACUUGUACAUUUUUACUCAAUUAAAAAAUCUUUAAAUGUAACGUGUGACGUUUCGGGGUCAUGUAGCCUCUGCAAGUAAGAUAUUUCGCAUUACCAUGUGAUAAAAAAUACUUUAUUACAAUCACAAAACCCCAUCGAAAUGCUAUUGAUUUUUUUAAUUGCCUCUUUCACGCCUUUUAAUUCUAAAGCAUCUAAAUCGCGAUGAUUUGCAAUUACAGGGGCUUGUUAAGAAUUCUUUCAGCAUUUCAUUUGAACUACAGGAAAUGUAAUCGUUAACAUGAAAAAAAGAAUGAUGACAGCAGCUAAAAUUUUAGACCACAAACUUUAACAUUUUAUAAGUAGGACUAGAUAUCUAUUUCUUGCAAAUGACCUAUUGCGUAUUUAUUGGUGCUACAGUAUGGCUAAUCAAUCUAAAACCAACGGAUGUUAGAUGUCUUCGCGUCACUACCAACGUGUAGCAAGCUAGUUGAUAAAAAUGGCCUUCUUAUUAUUAAUCAUUUUUAUGGUCUUAAUAUCUGUAUUUGAAGGGAAGUUCGUUUUCUUAUCGUGCUGUUACCGAAGAAACGGGAAAUAUUUUCAAUAAUGAUGCUUAAUGCUUUUUUAAACUAGACAUGUAAAUUGUGCUAUGCAUUCUACGAAUUAUGUCUGAAUCUAUUUUAUACCAGUUUAAUAUUAAAUUGUAAGGGAAGACAACAUUUCAGUAGAGGAAAGAUACAGGCGCCAAUAAAAUAGGUUGAUAAAACUAAACUCACUGGAAUUCCUCAAACUAACUUUUUAAAUAAAUGGAAAAGAAAAUAUUACCAACUGGAGGAGUUGGUAUUACACGAAACUCAAUAUGCUCAAAAUAAUCCCUUGUCCGUGCCACAGACCUUUAAUGUCCAAACAUUAGCAGCCUAUUUAAGACUAUUCUGCUGCGCAGUUAUUGUGUCAUCACCACUGAGAGAUCAACACCAAGAAAUCGUUUUUAAUGCGUAUUUUAUGAGAUGGAGACUGUAUUUUAGCUAUCUAUGUUUAAAUUGUUUCACACGUUUCAUAACAGCGGGUACAAUUCUCUGUGGGCAUCUUCUAUUUUUUUAUCCCUGCUGUUGUUAACUUUGUUCCAAUUCCUGUUAAUUUAAAAAAUUUAAAUUGUGUUUCCAUGUUGUCACAUUUUGAUAAAUGAAACGUUGUUUCGCUACUGCCCUUCUCUCCUCUAGGUGGCCUGUAGUUAAACUGUUACAUAAUUGCGAGGUGUGGACGCUGUUGAAUGAGUUGUACUGUAGGUGUUUAUGCACAUUGAUUGCUCUUCAUUGUAUUUGCCAAGGUAUGUCUUUUGUCUGGUUUCUAUUGCUCGGACUCCAGAAAAUCCUUAAUGGAAAUGCACUCGUAUAUUUGGGUCUUGGUUACAGGAAAUUCGCCAUAAAGGCGAAGUGAUUCAUUUUAAGGAUAAUAUAAAACAAUUUCUUCAAACCCAUGGCCACAAAUAUCAGUCGAAAUCCACCUUUUGUAAACUCUACAUUGAAUAUCAAUGCUGUUCAAUCAAAGCUAAAUGUUGAGUUUGGAACUUUAAAACCAGUAA
Molecule: messenger RNA, 7018 nt
Organism: Lepisosteus oculatus (spotted gar)
Lineage: Eukaryota; Metazoa; Chordata; Actinopteri; Semionotiformes; Lepisosteidae
Gene: tbr1b
Product: T-box brain transcription factor 1b
Biological process (GO): regulation of neuron projection development; regulation of transcription by RNA polymerase II; positive regulation of DNA-templated transcription
Cellular component (GO): nucleus
Molecular function (GO): RNA polymerase II cis-regulatory region sequence-specific DNA binding; DNA-binding transcription factor activity, RNA polymerase II-specific
Source: RefSeq, a predicted model, not a curated record